UCCCCCUCCCUUCCUCCUCGCCGCACUCCUCCCGCUCCCUGCGCCGCCGCCCAGCCCCGCGCCGGAGCCGCCAUGGGCCUCACCAUCUCCUCGCUCUUCUCGCGCCUCUUCGGCAAGAAGCAGAUGCGCAUCCUCAUGGUUGGUUUGGAUGCUGCUGGUAAGACAACUAUUCUUUAUAAACUGAAACUAGGAGAAAUUGUCACCACAAUUCCCACUAUUGGUUUUAAUGUGGAAACGGUAGAAUAUAAAAACAUUUGUUUCACAGUUUGGGAUGUUGGUGGUCAAGAUAAAAUUAGACCUCUUUGGAGGCAUUAUUUCCAAAACACACAGGGCCUCAUUUUUGUGGUAGACAGCAAUGACAGAGAGAGAAUCCAGGAAGCAGCAGAAGAGCUGCAGAAAAUGCUUCAGGAGGAUGAGCUGCGAGAUGCAGUGCUGCUUCUGUUUGCGAACAAACAAGAUCUGCCAAAUGCCAUGGCAAUCAGUGAAAUGACAGAUAAACUAGGUCUUCAGUCUCUGCGUAACAGAACUUGGUAUGUCCAGGCUACCUGUGCUACGCAAGGAACUGGUCUGUAUGAGGGACUUGACUGGCUGUCAAACGAACUCUCAAAACGCUAACUCAAACUGGAUGACUCUUUCACCAGGGACAUGUUUGAUAUAAGUGGUCUAGGCUUGUUACAACAAAAUUAGUUUGCAUCUUGGUUAUUACAGUAUCUGGAACUGAUAUUUGGGCAGGAUAUUACAGCGUUUCAACUUAUUUUGUUGCCAAUUAUUGUUUACCGAGCUACAUGUUGCAAAGGUAGCAAUAUGCUUGGGUAAAAAUCUCCUUAACUUGGAAAAAGUGUAUCUUCUGAUUUUAUUCCCCUUGUUAGCCUAAAUGCCUGAAUAUAGUUAUUGUGACAUCUUCAAGAUCUGUUUUGAAUACUCUUUUGAGCCCCAAUAAAUUAAUGUUUUAAUUUUUUUUUUUCCCUGCUACUUUUAGUUUACUGAUGCCCUGUUUCAUUCCUCAGACAGUCUGCUGAUUUAAAAAUGUAGCAUUCCGUAUGUAUUUAUUUCUCUCCCUUGCCAAAAAGAAUUCCUAAUACUGCUUGUUCCAGCCAAGGAAAUGCUCUAAAACACUAUACAAAUCUACUGCACUGAGGAACAUUUUAUUAAUCCUUGGGUUCUGUCAGCCCAACUUGCCUUUGUGUGAAUUGGAUUUGAUGGGUAGAAUAGUUCUGUGCUGGUUGCGAAGAGCUCAUGUUGAGGUUGUUUUUAAUAUUCAGCAGAUUGUCUUCCUUUAUAUUGUAUCUUUUUUUUUUUAUGUUGCAUGUUGCUUUUUGGUAUCAGCCUGACUAUUUUUGCCCAGUGUAUAUUAGUUCUGCUGAAGUUUUACUGUUUGUUGGUGAACAUAUCUUCGUAAAGAAAUUUUGGAAAAUUCAUCAAACUCAAUGGAUUAGUUUCUUCAUAACCCACUUGGAAUUAUUCCUAAUAAAAUGAUAAAAUGUA
Messenger RNA from Gavia stellata (red-throated loon), 1485 nucleotides. It is a transcript of the gene ARF4, whose product is annotated as ADP ribosylation factor 4. Bases 73 to 615 code for a protein of 180 amino acids. The record is from RefSeq and is a predicted model, not a curated record. The transcript is spliced from 6 exons. Lineage: Eukaryota; Metazoa; Chordata; Aves; Gaviiformes; Gaviidae. Gene Ontology annotation, cellular component: cytoplasm; plasma membrane. Gene Ontology annotation, molecular function: GTPase activity; GTP binding. Gene Ontology annotation, biological process: intracellular protein transport; vesicle-mediated transport.